Oryzias latipes (Japanese medaka) is the source of this 1386-nucleotide messenger RNA. NCBI's taxonomy places the organism in Eukaryota, Metazoa, Chordata, Actinopteri, Beloniformes, Adrianichthyidae. The record is from RefSeq and is a predicted model, not a curated record.
UUCGUCAGAUGAAGAUUUCCUUUGGGAAGACAACAGCAUAGAUUCUGAGGCCUUCUUUCAGGCCGGAAACGUUGGGGUUUUGCUAAAUAAAAAUUGGGACUAAACUAGAUGAACCCGAUGCCUCAGAACCCACUGACGGACGGAUGCCUGUGCCGCGCCGGUUCCCCUCGGCGCCGUGUUGCUGAGUGUUGCACCUCCAUGCUGUCCUUUGGCGCUGCAUCACUCAGUGAGACCGAUGCCCCCCAUAGAUUUCCUCCUCCAGUGUGCUGGUUGUGUUCUGAGCCGUUCAUUCAUCGUGCACAGACAGUCCAGCUCCUGCAGCCUCAUGGAUGAGCAUAAGAACGUCAGUUGAGGGUUUUGCACGGGUCAGUGUGUGCAGCGGCUCCUCCUGAAGGCAGGUGUUUCCUUUCUCCAUCUGGAGGUCAGGUCAGCAUGUUUUACGCUGGAGCUACUGUUCACGGAGCGCUGCCGUAACCGUGUUGUGAUCACAUACAUGAUUGUUUCUACAUGCCUCUCAUAUGGAGCACCGUUGACUUAUCUGUGUCUGUGUGUGCACAGUCUCUCCACCAGCCCAGCUCCAGACCCUCCAAGAUGCCGGAAACAAUCAUGUCCAAGGAGCCCACCUCCAACCUGGAGAGCGCCAUGCAGAUGCUCAUCAAGACCUUCCACAAGUACUCUGGGAAGGAGGGCGACAAGUACACCCUCAGCCGAGGAGAGCUGAAGGAGCUGCUGGUGGAGGAGCUGGGGAGUUACCUGGGGAACUCCAAGGACAACGAGGCGGUGGAGAAGGUGAUGAACGACCUGGACGCCAACAACGACGGCGAGGUGGACUUCACCGAGUUCAUCAUCCUGAUGGGAGCCCUGACGGUCGCCUGCAACGACUUCUUCCUGGAGUACAAAACGGAGGACAAGCCCAAAGACGACUCGGCGGCCAAGACAGACUGAGAAGAGGCGGGAAAAUGGGAGGACAAAGGAGAAGAAGAAGAAGAACUGCGGUUCUGGCGGCCUUUUCAUCUCACCCAAACACUCCGAGCACGCAUUAGGGAAGAUGUGCAGCACUUUAGCAUGUGGCCUCACUAAACACGGCGACUGUUUUUCAUACCGCAGCUAAUCCGGAUUGAGCUGAACCUUUUCCAGCCCGCUGGGAACACUUCCACAUCUUUCCUCUCAAAUUCUGCAGAUCUGACCGUUUGUUUGGUUGGGGGUGGGGGGCUGUGGCGACAGAAAUGGCGCUGUCUUUCCCAUGAAUUUCAUGUAUGACGUAAACUAUUAUGGUAUUUCUGUAUGUGUUCAGUGAUUAAAAAAAUAGGAGAUGUUGCACCUAUUUUGUAAUCUUUCCCAAAUGAUCGCUGCUUUAAAAUAUUAAACAUGGCAUUUAACCAACAA